Molecule: messenger RNA, 936 nt
Organism: Ilex paraguariensis (yerba mate)
Lineage: Eukaryota; Viridiplantae; Streptophyta; Magnoliopsida; Aquifoliales; Aquifoliaceae
Source: the annotation of a GenBank genome assembly
AUGGAAGAUGCUAGUUACUUAACAAAUGGAUAUUUAGAAACCGUCAUAGAUUGGAUACCUAGUAUGAAAGGUAUACGUUUGAAGGAUUUUCCAAGUUUCAUAAGAACAACAGACCCAAAUGAUUUUAUGUUGAAAUUUAUUAUAAGUGAAACUGAAAAGGCUAAAAAGGCCUCUGCGAUAAUUUUGAACUCAUUCGAUGAACUAGAGCAUGAUGUUGUUGAUACUCUUUCAUCUAUUCUUCCUCCAAUUUAUUUGGUCGGACCAUUGCCUAUUCUCCAAAAUCAUAUCCAAAAUAACGAUUUGAAGUUGCUUGGAUUAAAUCUUUGGAAAGAAGAGUCUGAGUGUCUUCAAUGGCUUGACACGAAAGAACAUAAAUCUGUGGUGUAUGUGAAUUUUGGAAGCUUCACUGUCAUGACACCAAACCAAAUGAUUGAAUUUGCUUGGGGGCUAGCUAAUAGCAGUCAAAACUUUUUGUGGAUAAUAAGGUCUGAUCUUGUUAUUGGUGAUUUGGCUGUUCUUCCACCUGAAUUUGUGGACGAGAUAAAAGAUAGAGGCAUGUUAGCAAGGUGGUGCCCACAAGAAAAAGUUCUCGGCCACCCGGCAAUUGGAGGAUUCUUAACUCACUGUGGGUGGAAUUCAACUCUUGAAAGCAUAAGUGCCGGAGUGCCAAUGAUUUGUUGGCCAUUUUUUGCUGAUCAACAGACCAAUUGUUGGUUUUGCUGCAGUCAAUGGGGCAUUGGAAUGGAGAUAGAAAAUGAUGCUACGAGAAAUAAAAUUGAGAGCUUUGUGAGAGAGUUGAUGAAUGGAGAGAGAGGCAAAGAGAUGAAGAAUAAGGCAUUGGAUUGGAAGAAAAAGGCCGAAGAGGCCAAUACAGGUGCAGCUUAUGUGAUUCUGGAGAAAAUGAUCAACCAAGUGCUUCUUUCUCAAAAAAAUUAG